CUCCGAUCGCGCUGAUCCUCCACGCCCGGGAAGAGUCUAUCGCCCUCCCCAGCGCGCCCACCUGCGGACCUGCUUUGGGGAAGAACGCGGCCCGGGAGAAGACCUCGCUCCAGGAUACGCCCGGUGGCUCGAACUCGUGAUCCCAGCGGCCUUCGGUCUGGAGGACCCUAAGGCGAAGGGGCUGCCUUCUCUGCUGCAGGAUAUAAUAUGGGGAAGCGACAGAGCAAACCGAGGUGUAACUCUUCCAAGUACAGGGAGGAAGAAACCAAGUGCCCUUCUCUUCCCGAGGCGGCUCUGCGGGACCAGCCGGCUCACACGGAUGCCGUGGCCUCCGUGGCCUCCCUGGCCCACGACCAGUGCGUGUCAGGCGGAAAAGACAAGGCUGUCGUUGUGUGUAACUGGCAUCGUGGCAACGUGGUGAGGAGGUUCUGGGGCCACGAACACGAAGUGACGAAGGUCGGCUGCCUCGCUGAGCUUGGGUUCCUCUUCAGCGCCUCUCGGGACCGGACGGUGAAGAUGUGGGGCUUGUCCAGCGGGGCGCUCGAGGAAGCCCGGUGCUUUUCCGGACACGAGCUGGUGGUCAGUGGCUUGGCUGUCAGCCCAGCUUUCCCUCGGCUCUGCACAGGAUCCCGGGACAACAGCGUGUGCACGUGGGAUCUGGAGACGGGGGCCUGUUUGCAGCGAGUGGCCAUUUCCAGGAAUGUGGUGACACAUCUCUGCUGGGUUCCCGGGGAGCCGUACGUCACCCAGACAUCAGAAGACAAAACCAUUAGAAUCUGGGACACCCGAGAGUUACAGGUGGCUCACCUCUUCCCUGCCAAGAAGCAGAUCCAGACGUCCUGUGACGUAAGCCCAGAUGGGCGCUACUGCCUCAGCACCAGCAGCGGCUUUGGUCACGAGGGUGGAGAGGCUACGCUCUGGGACCUCCGACAAGUGAAGGGCAGGGUCCGCGAAUUCUGGGGUCAUGCGCAGACGGCAUCAUCCUGCAUCUUUCUCCCACAAGGCCUCGCCAGCUUCCCUGAAAUAGUCACCGCCUCGCACGACGGCACGGUCAAAGUGUGGAGCCUGGAGACUGGAGCCUGCCUGUCCACCGCCUUCCUCGAUGGGGCUCUGUCUUCUCUGGCGGCGUGUGGAAAAGCCACUUUCCUCUGCGGCAGCUCCACGCCGUGGAUCCACUUGAUGAGAGUCCGCUCGGCCAAGGGACCAGAACUCCAGCAAGUGGCAAAGUUCUGAGCGCCGGACGGUCGCCUCUGGAGGAGAAAAACACAACCCAGCUAAGGAGGGAAUGGACCAAACGGGGAGAAACAGCCAUGACGGCCCAAGUGAGCCUUUUAGCCAAGCGGGGCAAGGCCGGUUUAGCAGCAGCUGGCCCAGAGCCGGAAACCUGGGGUCCCCCCACCUGGCCGAGGCAGAGUUUUUAAGGCAACGAGAAUGAAAUGAAGGAGGGAGGAGGCGCGUAGGCUCCCCAUCCCCUGAUCUUCAGGCUGCCAACAGAUGACUGGACAAUUAAAUAACCUUCCAAGUUUAAUGAACUAAAGUAUAGGAAAAGAAGCCCCCAUCCUCCCUUGGCCAGUACAAUCCAUGAAAAGUACCCAGUUCAGGACCAGCUACCAAAACCAACGACCUGUGUGCAAUUUUUAGAUAUGCAUUAGUGCUUUGACUGGAUUUUUUAAAAGUACUACGUACAUGUGUUUUCCAUUUUUUGUG
This is a messenger RNA of Pogona vitticeps (central bearded dragon), 1707 nucleotides long. It is a transcript of the gene WDR31, whose product is annotated as WD repeat domain 31. NCBI's taxonomy places the organism in Eukaryota, Metazoa, Chordata, Lepidosauria, Squamata, Agamidae. The record is from RefSeq and is a predicted model, not a curated record. Gene Ontology annotation, molecular function: protein binding.